AUGCCGACCUAUGAAAUCAUCAGCAACGAAAUGACGUGGUACUUGAUGAGGAUCCUCAUGUUUUACGUGACCCCCUCCAUCUCCGGCCUGGGGGUCGUGGGCAACAUCCUCAGCAUCACGGUCCUGACGAGGCACGGGCUCCAAAAGUGCUCCAACAUCCUGUUGGUCUCUCUGGCCUUCUCGGACAUGAUGUACCUCAUCUCCUUCAACAGUGUGCCGAAGAUUCUCUACGAGGCCGUCUGGAACCACGAGUACCGAGGCUUCAGCCAACACGACACGCACGUGCUCUUUGUGUUCUUCAGCAUCUUCACGCUCUUCGACUACGCGUGCGGACUGAGUGCCCUUACCCUGCCCAUGUUGAUCACAUUCGAGAGGCUGGUGGUCAUUUUCUUCCCGCUCAACUUCCGGCGUUUCAUCACCCCUGGACGGACAUGGGCGGCGGUGGUGGGCGUGGCAGUCUACUGGUUUUCUAUUUUUAUCUACGCCAGCUUCUGGUCGGAGACUCAGUUCGGCAUUGACCCCGUCAGAAAUGUUUCUGUUGGUCUAAUUAAAAACUCGGCGUUUUACUACGAUCACCUGAGCUCCGUGGCCUUGAUACAGGACCUGCUGAUCUUCUCCAGUAUGAUCGUGCCGCCCCUGUUGACCGUGGCUGGCUGUGUGGUCAUUUCCAUCAAGAUCCGCAUCACGUCGGCCAGACGCAGCAAAUUGACCUCCAAGAUCGUCUCGACCAGUAGGACGACACGCAUGCUGUUGGCAGUGUGUCUCGUCUACACAUUCAACACCGCCUUCCUCUCCCUGCCUCUCUACAUCCCACAAUACGCAUCGUACUCUCUGACAGACGACAACCCACCCAAUAUCGUCAAGAUUUUCUAUCAGGCUGUCAACACAAUGGGCUGCAUCAACAGUUCCAGCAAUUUCCUGGUCUAUUUUUUAUUUAACAAGAACUUCCGCACCAGUCUGCUACACCUAUGCUCGCCAUGUAACUGUACCAAAGUUUAA
Messenger RNA from Physella acuta, 999 nucleotides. Its product is annotated as FMRFamide receptor-like. The record is from RefSeq and is a predicted model, not a curated record. Gene Ontology annotation, cellular component: membrane. Gene Ontology annotation, biological process: G protein-coupled receptor signaling pathway. Gene Ontology annotation, molecular function: G protein-coupled receptor activity. Lineage: Eukaryota; Metazoa; Mollusca; Gastropoda; Physidae.